This is a messenger RNA of Triticum aestivum (bread wheat), 2689 nucleotides long. Its product is annotated as L-type lectin-domain containing receptor kinase IX.2-like. Gene Ontology annotation, biological process: protein phosphorylation. The transcript is spliced from 2 exons. Lineage: Eukaryota; Viridiplantae; Streptophyta; Magnoliopsida; Poales; Poaceae. The record is from RefSeq and is a predicted model, not a curated record. Gene Ontology annotation, molecular function: ATP binding; protein kinase activity. Bases 494 to 2689 code for a protein of 731 amino acids.
GCACAUCUUGCUCAAGGCCAUGAAAGACGAGACCAAGCUUUGGGUCUCAUCGGGUGCAAAAAAAUUAGGAACCAUUAUACCUGCAGAGUAGUUCCUUGCUUUCUAUGGGUGGGCCUCACGGCCUUGUAAUACAAACUCUAUUCAUUACUUAAUUAUUAAUACUGUAGAUGAGGCAGAGCUUUUGCCUUCAUUUAAAAGAAACGGAUACAUCCAAUGCUUCAGGACAUGAAGAAAGUCUAGAUUUAGCAAAAGGAUUCUCAAACUCAUAUGUCGGAAAGGAGGAACCCCGAUAGAUACAAACUACCAUUUUUAAAACUCAUAUAGGUGGACAAACUUGUUUUACAUUACUAGUAUAUCACAGGCUCUCCAUCUAGUCAUUCAUCUUGGUCGUGGAAUACGUGUACGUAUGCUCACUCACUAACUAGUACAGUAUAUUAGACAAGCUUAUAUAGUGAGUAAGCUGAGGCAGAUAGCUAGGUAGCAAAAGUGUACAAUGGCUUUAGAUCAGCUCAAGCAGCUUGUACCAUGCCUUCUCCUCCUGUCGAUUAUGUCGUCCUUGUCCCAAGCGAAGGCACAACAGUGCAACCGCCCCGGUUCAGAUGAGAACCGAAAGGGCAACUACUCCAUGGACGACACCAACUUCCGAUUCCAUACGAUCGGCAAAGAUUCCGGGUUCCUACGGACGAUGGUUGGCCUGGACUUGCUCCGCAACCUGUCCGACGCCGACGUGAACAACACCGGUGUGUUUUCCAUCUUCGACCUCUGGAUAACUCUCUGGCAAGUUGGCCAGGAGCAGCUGAGCAUCGACGAGGCGUCGUUCAGCAUCACCAUGGUCUAUCAGCCGCUGAUGGACCAGAGCCGUAGUGGCCUCACCUUCCUGAUCCUCUCUUACAGAUUGCUAACAAGUCUCGAAGCGUAUGUGGGGGCAAAUAGCUCCUUAGCGAAGCAACUGGUGGCCAUAGAUAUCUCCAACCCCACAACCCGAAGCGCCUCCGUCUCCGGCAGCUCCUUCUCUGUCCGGAUCGGUGCACUGGCUAACCUCACCACCUCGGGCACGAGGUACAACAAUAGCACCAUGGCUGUCGUCAUCAACAUUGAUCCGGUGGCAGCUGCCAUCUCUAACUAUUCAGUGUGGAUCGACUACGACCGUGUGGGGCAUAGCCUGUCGGUCUACGUGGACGUUGAAGGUAGGCUCAAGCCUGGUAACGCCAUAGCCGAGGUGAACCUUAGGAUCAGCAGCAUCGAUUUCCCAUACGUCCGUUUUGGCCUCCUCUCCACGACCGCGCAGCUGCUUCGUGCCGGAGCCAUAAAAUGCAGUGCAAUAGUCGAGGGCUUACCUCGCUCCUACGAGGAGGACAAAGCAGGUGGAUUACUGUCGAGGAAGGAAACCAUCAUAACCUCCAUCCUCGGGUCCAUAGCCGGCACCGCCGGUAUGGUUGCCGCCGUGGCGUGCUACUUCGGCUCUAGGUACCGGCGGUGGCACAAGGAGCUAGACAAGCUCGCCAGGUCUAUGGAGCGCCUCCCAGCGGUCCCAAAGAAGGUCGACUUCGCUGACAUCUACAAGGCCACCCGCAACUUCCACGAGGACAUGAAGCUUGGUGGAGGUGGGUUCGGUACAGUGUAUAGGUGCACGCUCCCUGCUGCCGCUUCUAAGACGGGGCAACCAAUGGAUGUGGCCAUCAAGAGGUUCACCCGUGACGUGCAGGACCGCCGCUACGACGACUUCCUCGCCGAGGUUAGCAUCAUCAGCCGGUUGCGCCACAAGAACAUCGUCCCCCUCAUCGGCUGGUCUUAUAACAAAGGAGUGCCGCUGCUUGUGUUCGAGUUCAUGAUCAAUGGCAGUUUAGACCAACAUCUCUUCCAUGGAGGCGGUAGUGACACAAGACAGCACCACACCAACAAUGCCAUCAGGCAAUGGGCAAAACGUUACGAGAUUCUCAAGGGCAUAGUCACCGCCUUGCACUAUGUCCACCACGAGUACGAGCCUCUGGUGCUGCACCGUGACAUCAAGGCAAGCAACAUAAUGUUGGACUCGAGCUUCCGCGCUCGCCUCGGCGACUUUGGCUUGGCUUCGACCGUCGCCGUUGAUAGGAACUCCGUCACUGGCAUGGGUGGCACCUGGGGCUACAUCGCACCAGAGUAUCCAGUUUGCCGCAAGGCAACACGACAAACGGACAUCUAUGCACUCGGUGUGCUCAUCCUCGAGGUUGUCACAGGACAACGGGCGCUCGUUGAUCAUCAGGUGGUGGAUGACGAUGACAUCCACAUCACGGAUAGGGUGUGGCGUCUGCAUCGUGAGGGGAGGUUACUGGAGUGCAUGGAUGCCAUGUUGAUCAACGAUUCUUCCCUUGAUGAUGAGGAGCAGCUAGACACUAUCGGCGAUGUGGAAUGCGUGCUGCUCUUGGGCCUAGCGUGUAGCAACCCGAAUCCAUCAGACCGGCCCACCAUGCCUGAAGUGGUGCGUGUCAUCGCCAAGUCAACUCCGCCGCCACAUGUUCCUCCUCAGAAGCCAAUAUUUGUGUGGCCACCGCAGGAAGAGGGGCGUUCAGGGGCCUCCGAUGAUGAUAGCACGGGUACAUCGAUGAUGAAUAAUCUUGACAAGAGUAUGGUAAGCACCACCAGAGGACAUGCCUCAUUUCAACUCCAAGACUCUGUGUACGUCACGGCAAGCAAUUCCUCUGGUCCAUGA